This is a messenger RNA of Sinocyclocheilus grahami, 3582 nucleotides long. RefSeq names its product leucine-rich repeat and immunoglobulin-like domain-containing nogo receptor-interacting protein 3. Bases 40 to 1857 code for a protein of 605 amino acids. The record is from RefSeq and is a predicted model, not a curated record. Gene Ontology annotation, cellular component: plasma membrane. NCBI's taxonomy places the organism in Eukaryota, Metazoa, Chordata, Actinopteri, Cypriniformes, Cyprinidae. Gene Ontology annotation, molecular function: protein binding. The transcript has a single exon.
AGGGGCAGUGAUUCAGCCCCAGUAAGGUAGGGAAGGGGCAUGGCGGGUUGUCCACGCCUGAGCUUACCGGGGCUGUUUGUGCUCCUAAUCGCUGCAUCCCUAACACAUGGCCAAAGCUGCCCACAGAGCUGUGACUGUAUCCCUCAUCAGAGAGCCGUGAUGUGCCAGAACAAGCGUCUGGGCUCUAUUCCUGGAGGCAUCCCGACUGACACAUGGCUGCUGGAUCUGAGCGGCAACAGUUUGCGCUGGGUGGAAUACAAUGACUUGGCGACUCUCUCGAGACUUGAGGAACUAGACUUGAGCGAGAAUCUCAUCAGCGUGUUGGAGCCUAAUGCCUUCUCCAGCUUGCUUAACCUGAGAGUAUUGCGUAUGCGAUCCAACCAGCUUAAACUCGUGCCCAUGGGUGCCUUUUCACGUCUCACCAACCUCACCACUCUGGACCUAAGUGGGAAUAAACUGGUUAUCCUGUUGGACUUCACCUUCCAGGACUUGAAGAACCUCCGCAAUUUGGAGGUUGGUGAUAAUGACCUGGUGUACAUUUCAAACAAGGCUUUCCUAGGACUGGUGGGGCUCCGGGAGCUAACCAUCGAGAGGUGCAAUCUGACCUCUAUAACUGGACAGUCUCUUUCCUACCUUCGCGGCUUGGUGACUCUUCGAUUACGCUACCUCAGUAUCGCUUUGUUGGAAGAGCAGAACUUUCAUAAACUUGGUGGACUGCGGGGUCUUGAGAUUGACCACUGGCCCUUCCUUGAGUACAUCUCUCCACACAGCUUCCAAGGUCUCAACCUUUCUUGGCUCUCGAUUACCAACACCAACAUUUCCACCGUGCCUACGGGAGCCCUUCGCAACCUAAUUCACUUGGCAAGCCUCAAUCUGUCUUACAACCCCAUCUCAGUUCUUGAGUCCUGGGCCUUGCGGGAUCUUGUCCGCUUGAAGGAACUGCACCUAGUUGGUACAAACCUGACAUCAGUGCAACCCUACGGUCUUGGAGGCCUGCAACAGAUACGAUUGCUCAACUUGUCAAACAAUGGAUUAGUGACCCUAGAGGAGGGAUCCUUCCACUCAGUCAACACGCUGGAGACAUUGCGUGUAGAUGGCAAUCCUCUGUCCUGUGAUUGCCGCCUACUGUGGAUCCUGCAGCGCCGGAAGACCCUCAACUUUGACGGAAAGUCACCUGUUUGUGCCACACCUGUAGAACUGCGAGGAAAAGCACUCAGUACCUUCUCGGAUUCUGCACUCUUUGACCAUUUCACCUGUCAGCGGCCUAAAAUUCGCAACCGCAAACUGCAACAGCUGACGGCUCGUGAAGGUCAGGUGGUGUCAUUUGUGUGUCGAGCGGAAGGAGACCCAACUCCGGUGAUCUUUUGGAUUUCACCUCAGCGCCGACGUAUCACUACCAAGAGUACUGGGCGAGUGAUUGUCCUACCUGAAGGUACGCUGGAGAUCCGUUAUGCCCAGAUAACAGACAGCGGGACUUAUAUCUGCAUUGCAAGCAAUGCUGGUGGCAACGACACCUACUUUGCCACCCUAACAGUCAGUGGUUUGCCAUUGGAUGCUGCUUUGGCAGCCAAUCGCACCUACUAUGUGGGAGAUCUAAAUGACACAAACUUAAACGACACACGUGUCUUCCUAAAAUUCACAUUGGACCUCAAGACCAUCCUGGUGUCCACAGCAAUGGGCUGCAUCAUGUUUUUGGGUGUUGUGCUUUUUUGUUUCAUUCUCUUAUUUGUGUGGAGCCGAGGACGAGGUCAGCACAAGAACAAUUUCUCAGUUGAGUAUUCAUUCAGAAAGGUAGAUGGUCCCGCUGCCAGCGGGGGUCAAGGAGGGGCCCGAAAGUUCAACAUGAAGAUGAUAUAAAAUGGGCAUACUAUCAGUUUAAAGGAGUUAACCGCACAUUAUUGUUAUUUCAAACUGAAAUACAUUUCUACUACCAGUCCUGCAUGACUAUGGGUUCGGAUUUUAAGACAGAGGGUUUUAAUGGGAGCAAUGAAUAAUGUAGUUGCUGAGGGGUGAUUUCCAUCAGCAGCUAUUUAUAAUCUAUCCUUACUUUUGGUGUCUUGGGAUAUUUUACAUAUUUAUUAAGACAUUUAUGAUGAAUUACGUACUUCCAGCUGGCAUUAGGUACCCGUUUUCAAGCUUGUAGUGAUAUAUAAUGACCAUUACAAAUUUUCUACAGAACAUGUAAUUCUAAAAUGAAAGUUCAAUUAUGCUCUUAAUGUUAUGGAGGUUGUUGUGAGAAAAGUCCAGAAUGAUUUAGAUUAUAAUUAUUUACAGAGGUGCUUUCUGCUUGCCAAGAAAUUGCCAAUGCCCUCAAAAGUAAAAAAAAACGUACAUUAUUGCAUUUUGCUAGGCAAUUUAAUUUAUAUGCCCAGUAGUUUGUAGGCAAUAAAGUGGGCAUACACUUCACACUGCCAAUUUAACAAGGAUUUGUUGUUGGAUUAGCCCCAAAUCUUAGCUUGUUAAACACUUUGUCGGAAACAUGAGAUGCUAGCAGACUGUUUAAAAAGUUAAAACUGUUUAAUUAUACCUUACUUAAAAAGUUAGUUGAUUUAGUUUGCUAUGGAUAAUAAGGCUACCGAGUGCUUCUAUAUUACACUGCCACCUACUUCUGAGUCAUGCCUGCAUAAAGUUACACACACACACACACACACGCAUACAAAGGUACAGUAGUAACAAUUUAAAAGCACAUUGUCUUUAUAAAAACAUUACAUAUUUAUCAGCUAAAUACCAAUAGCCUCAGUAUCUAGACUGGGUUUAAGACAUUUUGUAUUUUAUUGUAUAUAUAUGGCUGUUUUGUGUGUUCAUUAUGGUGCCCUGUUCUCAUGUUAAGUAAAUUAAUGUGAAAUACUUUUAUUCAAUAUAAAAUGUUCUUAAUAAUGUGUGAAAACUCUUAAAGAGUUACUGCUUUAAACAAAACAAAAACUUUCUUAGCAUUUUAUUACAGGUGACUUUCAGUUGUUGUAUGUCUUUACACCUCUUCUAUGUACGUGUAAGUGUGUUUAAAAGGGAAUGUCAGUCUCAUAACUUAUUUUAUGCUCAUUUGCAUGAGUGUACAGUCAAAGAUAGCUUUUUAUGCACAGGCCACUGAUCCUUUGAUCCAUCCAGGAGUUCUUUCGCGUACAUUGUCUGUUUUUAAAUAGCAUUUAUGAUGAGUUAGACCUUGCUCAAGUGCUGCCGCUUAAAAUGAAACAGGAAGGCACUUUACAAAGCUGUUCUGCUGCCCCCUAAUGUUAAAAUAGGACAGUUUAAAGACCACAGGGUAUCAGUCACAACCUUAUUGCCCUCUACCGAUCAAUAUCUAUUUAACACAAAGCUUAAAUUAAUUCGAUUAUGAGAUGUUUUGUUUGAACAGAUCAAUUGCGCCCUGUACUGUCGUAUUUUAAGCAGCAUUGUAUGUACAUUGCAAACUGCCAGAAUUUCUCAAUAACUACUGUAAAACUGAUUAAAAGAAGCUUUUUGAUAUUUUUUGUAAAAAGUCAUUUUACAGUUUUAUUCGAUGUAAAUUAAAUAAAUGGAUAUCCACAGCAUUUUUAUGUUCUGGAUAGUUUUAUUCUUAAAUAUGUUAAGCAUAUUGUUCUUAUA